GAGGACGACGAAGACGGUUACGAUGUACACACCGACCAUCAGGACUAUUGUGAAGUGUGCCAACAGGGAGGCGAGAUAAUCCUGUGCGACACGUGUCCGCGGGCUUACCACCUGGUGUGUCUUGAUCCGGACUUGGAACAACCGCCGGAGGGCAAAUGGUCGUGCCCCAGAUGUGACGAGGACAGUAAAGACCGCAACACGGAGCAGCCUGCAGUCAAAUCUGGAAACAUGGAGUUUUGUCGUCUGUGUCACGACGGCGGCGAACUGCUCUGCUGCGACAGCUGUCCUUCCAGCUAUCACACAUAUUGUCUGAUUCCACCGCUGAAGGACGUACCUGAAGGCGACUGGCACUGUCCCCGCUGUUCAUGCAAGCAGCCUGACCAUAGGCCAGAGAAGAUACUCAGUUGGCCUAAGCCCGUCACCGGCUAUCCUUCCAGGCCGCUGAUCAGUACUGAAGAAGGCGCCCCUUCGGCACAGCCGUCCGUCAUGGAACCGGAACCGAUGCGUAAGAACCCGAACCGUCGCAUACGAGAGUUUUACAUCAAAUGGAAGUGGCUGUCAUAUUGGCACUGUAGCUGGGUAUUGGAAACGGUUCUCGACGUGUAUUUUCCGCAGGUUCUGCGCAUGUACUUCCGCAAGAUGGAUCCGGAGGUUCCACCAGAAGGUAAAGAGAGGGAAGAAGAUUUGAAUAAUUUAGAAGAGCGCUACUAUCGAUACGGUAUAAAGCCGGAGUGGCUUCAGAUUCAGCGAAUUAUCAACCACAAACUCCACAAACAUGGCGGAGUCGAUUAUUUGGUGAAGUGGCGCGACUUGGCUUACGACCAGUCGACCUGGGAAUCGGACGAGUUUGAAAUCUCUGGCUUCGUAGAAAGUAUUCAAUUCUACUGGGAUCAUCGGGAGCAGAUGAUCGGCGAACCGCCGCCAAAACAGGUUAUCAAACGACUGAAAACGAUGCCGCUACCAGGGAAACGGAAGAGCACGUUAAAGUUCCCGUCGACGCCCACCGUCGACCUGAAGAAGAAACUGGAAACGCAGCCGGAGUACAUUGUGGAGUCAGGCGGUAAUCUGCAUGACUACCAACUAGCAGGAUUGAACUUUUUGCACGAAAUGGGUCUCGGCAAAACAAUUCAGACCAUCGCUUUUCUGUACUCACUCUAUAAAGAGGUACGGCCGUUCCUGAUCAGCGCUCCAUUGUCUACUAUCAUUAAUUGGGAACGAGAGUUUGAAUUUUGGGCUCCUGAUUUCUACGUGGUCACGUACAUAGGCGACAAGGACAGCCGGUCAGUGAUUAGAGAGCACGAGUUUUCGUUCAUCGAGGGUGCGUUGAAAGCGGGACCAAAAGCGUACAAAAUGCGAACAGACGAAGGCAUCAAAUUUCACAUUUUGCUCACCUCGUACGAGCUGGUGAGCAUCGAUCAGGCGACACUGGGCAGCAUUGAGUGGGCAGUUCUGGUCGUAGAUGAGGCACAUCGACUGAAGAACAACCAGUCGAAGUUUUUCCGCACACUAAGGGAUUUCAGAAUCAAUUACAAGGUGCUUCUGACCGGCACGCCUUUAUAUUUUGACUCUUGUUUGGUUUUACUGUUAUUUAAAGCGCUACGUCUGAAUUUUGCUUUCAGCGAUAUGGAAUUGUUCACCCAAGAGUUCACUGAUAUUUCGAAGGAAGAGCAAAUUGCAAAACUUCACUCAAUGCUUGGCCCUCAUAUGUUGCGAAGGCUGAAAUCAGACGUGUUGAAGAACAUUCCCGCGAAAAGCGAGUUGAUCGUGCGUGUGGAACUGAGUCACAUGCAAAAGAAGUACUACAAGUUCGUGCUGACAAAAAACUUUGAGGCGUUGAAUACGAAAAGCGGAGGCUCCCAGGUCUCGCUGCUGAACAUAAUGAUGGAUCUUAAGAAAUGCUGCAAUCAUCCGUACUUGUUUCCAAUUGCGGCCCAAGAGGCACCGAAGCUGAUGAAUGGUGCCUUUGAAGGCUCUGGUUUGGUGAAGUCGUGCGGCAAACUGACGUUGCUACAGAAGAUGCUACGCAAUCUGUUCAACACCGGCCAUCGUGUGCUCAUCUUCUCGCAAAUGACCAGAAUGCUCGACCUGCUCGAAGACUUUCUGGACUACGAGGGCUUCAAAUAUGAGCGCAUCGACGGUUCAGUGACCGGCGCCAUGCGACAGGACGCUAUCGACAGAUUUAACGCUGCGAACGCCCAGCAGUUCGUAUUCUUGCUCUCGACGCGUGCUGGCGGCCUCGGCAUCAACUUGGCCAGCGCCGACACGGUGAUCAUCUACGAUUCGGACUGGAACCCUCACAACGAUAUUCAGGCGUUCAGCCGGGCGCAUCGAAUUGGUCAGAACAAAAAAGUCAUGAUCUAUCGAUUCGUGACGAGGAAUUCGGUCGAAGAGAGAAUCACGACGGUCGCCAAAAAGAAGAUGAUGCUCACUCAUCUAGUGGUUCGUGCUGGCAUUGGAAACCGAGGCCCGUCGAUGUCCAAACAAGAACUUGACGAAGUGCUGCGUUGGGGCACCGAAGAGUUGUUCAAAGAAGACGAGGAUGAGGACAGCAACGACAACCAGAUCAUCUGGAACGACAAGGCGGUAGAAGCGUUGCUCGAUCGAUCGCAGGUGGGCAUCGAAGAGAAAGAGAACUGGGCGAACGAGUAUCUGAGCAGUUUCAAAGUCGCUCAGUACGUUGUCAAGCAAAACGACGAUGAGGACGAGGAAGACGAAAACACCGAAGUACUCAAGGCCGAGGUGCAGGAGGCGGAUCCAGAUUACUGGGAGAAACUUUUG
Messenger RNA from Soboliphyme baturini, 2778 nucleotides. The record is from the annotation of a GenBank genome assembly. NCBI's taxonomy places the organism in Eukaryota, Metazoa, Nematoda, Enoplea, Dioctophymatida, Soboliphymatidae.